AUGAACCUUUUAAAAUAUUACAAAGAAAUAAUUAAUCAAACAGAAGUUCCAUCACAAUUACACAAAAUUCAAUUAGCAAUUGGAAAUAAAGAAAGAUUAACAGCAGAACAAAAAGUAAUUUUAUUUGAUUUAGUAAAUGAAAAAUUUCAAAAAAAUACUCAACAAGAAAUAAUUCAACAUAUUCUAAAAAAAAUUAAUAAAGAAACUAAUAUUGUUAAAUUGCAAGUUUAUAUAAAAGAUAAAAUUGCUAAUAAUAAAGAUCUUACUUCUCAACAAAAAUAUGAAUUACAUAAUGUACAUAAUGAAAAAAUAAGAAAUUUAUGUGAAAAUACAGAAAUGAUAAGAAAUGAUAAUAAAAAUCAAUUAUAUGAUUUAAUAUUAGAUCUGAUUAAAAAUAAAUUAUUAAAUACAAAACUUCAAGAAUUACAACAACCACCUAAACAUCCACAAGAAAAACAUCCUAUUAAAGAAGUUAAAAGUAAUAAUCCAACAACAAGUUCCAAUAAAGCAGACCAAAAACAUAAUUUAGCAGAAAUAAAUUUUAAAAAAACAAAGAUUGAUAAAAUGAAAAAAUUAAUUGCAUUAUUAAAUAAUUAUUUAUAUAAAGAACCUAGAAAGAAAGCAAUGAUAUCAAAAGAAAGAUUAAGAAAACAUAAUGCAUUUAGAAAAUUAAGAAAACAUUCAAUGAUAUUUGUUAAAGCAUCAGAGCUUUCUUUUAAUAAUCCAUUUAUGUUUUCUGAAGAAAAAAUAGAUGAAAUAGCUAGCAUUAAAGUUAUUAUUGAU
Molecule: messenger RNA, 783 nt
Organism: Cetraspora pellucida
Lineage: Eukaryota; Fungi; Glomeromycota; Glomeromycetes; Diversisporales; Gigasporaceae
Source: the annotation of a GenBank genome assembly